AUGACGGAACCCGAGAAUUUUGAAGAUGAUCUCUUUGCUGAUCUCUACGAUGAUAACGAUGCGCCGAAUCCGGCCCCCCCUGUUGCAGCUGCACCACCUGCGCUUGAACCUCCCAAAGCUGAGGCACAGAGUGUAGUGGAUCAACGGGGCAGCCACAUGCAACAGGACGAGAGUAUGAACGAGAGUAUGAACCAAAACGGAAACAACGACGAAGAAGACGACGACGAAGUCGAUUUCAACCUGGGUGGUGGCGGCAGCGAUACUGCUGCUGCUGCUGCUGCUGCUGCUGCUGCUCACGCGCCGUCCCACGAGAUGGACGUAUCCACUCCUCCUUACGGAACUGUACACAGGGCGAGUGCCAAGGAUGACGGGAAAAUGUUCAUCGGCGGAUUGAACUGGGAAACGACCGAUCAAUCACUGCGGGAGUAUUUCGAGCAAUUUGGCGAGGUCGUCGAGUGCACCGUGAUGCGUGAUGGCAGCACCGGUCGGUCGCGUGGCUUUGGCUUCCUGACAUUCAAGGAUGCCAAGACGGUCAACAUUGUCAUGGUGAAGGAGCAUUUCCUGGAUGGAAAGAUUAUCGACCCCAAGCGAGCCAUCCCCCGGGAUGAGCAGGAGAAGACGAGCAAGAUCUUUGUCGGCGGCGUCAGCCAGGAGACGACGGACCAAGAGUUCCGGGACUACUUUGCGCAGUUUGGGCGGGUGGUGGACGCCACGCUCAUGAUGGACAAGGACACGGGGCGGCCGCGGGGGUUCGGCUUCGUCACGUUUGAGAGCGAGGCCGGCGUCGAGGCCUGCAUCGACGUGCCGCUCGAGAUCCACGGCAAGCCGGUCGAGGUGAAGAGGGCGCAGCCGCGAGGCAACCUGCGCGAGGAGGAGGAGGCCGCCAAGCGCACCAAGUUCAAGAAGGACGACCAGCCGGGCCAGGGGGGCGCCGCGGGCCAGCAGCAGGGCGGCGGCGGCGGCGGCGGCGGCGGAGGCGGCGGAAGCGGCAUGACGCCCCAGCUCAUGGCGCAGUACUUUCAGCGGAUGCAGCAGUACUUUGCCAUGAUGCAGUCGCAGAUGGCCAUGAACCGCACCAUGAACAUGAACCCGGCCGCGUGGCAGCAGAUGGCGCAGAUGCAGCAGAUGCAGCAGCAGAUGAUGGGCCGCGGGGGCGGCGGCGGCGGCAACAUGAUGGGCAGCAUGAAUCCGCAGAUGAUGCAGCAGAUGCAGCAGAUGCAGCAGCAGAUGCAACAGCAAAUGAUGCAGCAGGCACAGCAACAGCAGCAGGCACAACAGCAUCAGCACCAGCAGGCACAACAACAACAACAGCAGCAGCAGCAGCAGCAGCAGCAGCAGCAGCAGCAGCAGCAGCAGCAGCAGCAGCAGCUUCAGCAACAGCAGCAGCUCCAGCAGCAGCAGCAGCUCCAACAACAUCAACAGCUCCAACACCACCCUCACCACCCGCACCAGCAACCCGACCAGUCCGCCUUCCAGUUCAGCCAGCCCCCGCCGGCCGGCCCCUCCGCCGGCACCCGGCGCGGCGCCCGCGGCGGCUACAUCGCCCCCGGCCGCGGCGGCGCCGGCGCCCCAACCUCCUGGGAAGGCAUGUACGACGACGUCCCGCAGCCCUCGGACGCAGCGGGGGGCUUCCGCCGCGGCGCGCAGGGCUCGCCCGACCCGCAGCACGCCCCGCCGGCCAACGCGCCCACGGGGCCCAAGAACGCCGGCCGCCCGGGCGCCAACUAUCGCGGCGGCGGGCGCGGCGGCAACCGCGGCUACCACCCGUACGCGCGGUGA
This is a messenger RNA of Ustilaginoidea virens, 1779 nucleotides long. RefSeq lists its product as uncharacterized. Gene Ontology annotation, molecular function: RNA binding. The record is from RefSeq and is a predicted model, not a curated record. The transcript is spliced from 5 exons. Bases 1 to 1779 code for a protein of 592 amino acids. NCBI's taxonomy places the organism in Eukaryota, Fungi, Ascomycota, Sordariomycetes, Hypocreales, Clavicipitaceae.